This is a messenger RNA of Thunnus maccoyii (southern bluefin tuna), 3792 nucleotides long. Its product is annotated as potassium voltage-gated channel subfamily A member 7. Gene Ontology annotation, molecular function: delayed rectifier potassium channel activity; protein binding. Bases 1799 to 3439 code for a protein of 546 amino acids. Gene Ontology annotation, cellular component: membrane; voltage-gated potassium channel complex. The record is from RefSeq and is a predicted model, not a curated record. The transcript is spliced from 2 exons. NCBI's taxonomy places the organism in Eukaryota, Metazoa, Chordata, Actinopteri, Scombriformes, Scombridae. Gene Ontology annotation, biological process: protein homooligomerization; potassium ion transmembrane transport.
UUCAUGGCAAUCCAACAGUCGUCGAGACAUUUCGAUAAACCUCCAAAACGCCAACCUCUGUGAAUGUCUGCACAUCAUUUUAUGGCAAAUCAUCCAAUACUUGUUGAGUUAUUUCAGUCUGAAUCAAAGUGGUUGAAGCCAUCUCUACAGCCAUGCUGCUAGUGUGGCUAUAAAUUAAUUAAAAUCCUAAAUUCUGCAUGAAACAUUGAAGUAAAUUGUGUUGAUACAGUCUAAUUUCUUAUUUUCCCCCAAAAGCGACUGAAUGUAGCAGACGGCUGCAUUUACAAUUCUGAAAAGUGAAGUGAAGGCGACAUUUGCAAAGUGCAGCUGUCAAUAAAGCGUGUUAUGGGAGUUGUAGUUUUACUGCAGCGCCACACACAUGCUUGAGUUUAGAUUUCAUGAUGUGUCUAAAAUAACUACAGUCCACCAGAUUUAUACUUAUAGUAAAAUAAAAUGAAGACACCAAUAAAAAAAAUACUCACCACAUGUUUGUGGUCGAAUUCUUUUUAUUCCAGAGUAUAAAUCAUGAUAAUUACUAACACAACUCUCUUUUAAAAAUCCUUUUCUUUUUUUUAACAUAAACUUUUUGGCCUCUGCUAUGUGAGUAUGCAAGUUCAUGUCCACACGCGUGUGCAAAUAUGUACAGUAUGUUUAAGAGAAAGAGAGGGGUUAAGAGGUUGACAUAUUUUCGGGCAGGAAGGGUUACGGGGGGGGUAGAAAGAAGGAGGCGAAGAAACAGCGGUGGCUCUUGGGCUAGGAGAGGGUCGAAGAUUGAAUUUCUGCCUGACAGCAUUCCCCGAGGGUGUACCGAGCGUGAGAGAGAGCACAAGGGAGAAAGUGAAGACAGUGAGUGACCUACAAACAAGCAUAACUAUCUUCACUUCACCCCGGUUACAGAUUAACACUACAGCGGCCACUGAAGGAGCCACGCUGCUCCCUCUGCCUCCUCCCAUCCCCUCCCUCCUCCCUCCUCCCAAACCAACAUCACACAUCAUGAUGAGGCAAUCGAUAGACUAAACUGUUUCACGAAGAGGGAAUGGUUCAGCCCCAAAAGGCACCCUGAGGUGGAGGUAGAGGAGGAGAGAGUCAUGGUCAUUCUCUGGAUGUGUGAUUAGCUUGAAUCAGCAGCUCUGGCAGACAGACGUGUGAGAGGAAGAAGCCGGUAUCAGUUUGUUUCCCACUGGUUGCACUGGUCAUUGUGAUAAACUGGUCGUGAGCAUGAAGUUUCUUGCAUGUAGAGAGAUUUUUUUGCAUGGAGUGUGUGCACAGUGUGAUUUGCAGUAAAAUGUUGCAGAAAUCUACAAAUAAUUGCUAAACCAGAAGAAUUUUAUUACUAAUUCUGAUUUGUUUUUAAUUGUAUGGUCAGCAAUUUUCAAUGUAGCAUGUUUCUACUCACUCUUAAUGUAAUUUUUCUUGUUUCUAAUGUGCAGAAAAGUGCUCAGUUGAAUUCACAGAAAACACUGAGGUAAGAUUUUGAUGUUUAUAUUUUAUUGAGUGGUUCCUAAAUGUUCUAGGAUAAUAAUGAUGUAUUAUUAGUGAUGCUGUGUAACUGCUAGUUGGAUGUUUUGGCAAAAAUCAAACGACUAAAGGACAAUUUAUUUUAUGUGAAAAAGAUUUAUAUGCACAAAAGUAGUAGAUAUACCUUAUACUGUUUAAUUUAUUUUCUUUUUUUUCCCUUUAUCUACUCAUGUUUCCCCGUUCUGUUGUUUCUGCAUCGCCAGGUUAACCUUAUUUUCUUUCCUCCAGAGCAAAAAGACAAGAAAAGUAAGACAGGAAAGAGAAAAUCAAAGGUUGAGAGAUGGAUAAAAAAGACAAGGGAGGUGGUAAAGGAGGCACAGAAGGAGGAGGGCAGACAGAAGAAAAACAGAAAGCUGAGGAGGCCGGUGAUGAAGACAAGUGGACCAAAGAUCAGCACAACAAGCUGGAGAGGGAGAGCAGCGAGACGGAGCCGAGCGGGGAGGCCAAGAGGGAGAACCGUCGUUGUCAGUGGAGGAGCGGCUGGGCUCUGACUGAGCGCCUGGCCAUCAACGUGUCAGGGAUGCGUUAUGAGACCCAGCUGCGCACCCUCGCUCAGUUCCCGGACUCCCUGCUGGGUGACCCCCGUAAACGACUUCGCUACUUUGACCCGCUGCAUAAUGAACUCUUCCUGGACAGGAGCCGGGUCUGCUUUGAUGCCAUCUUGUACUUCUACCAGUCAGGCGGGAGGCUACGGAGGCCCGCCAACGUCCCUCUGGACAUGUUUUUGGAGGAGUUAUGCUUCUAUGAGCUCGGAGAGGAGAUCAUCGACCGCUUCAAGGAGGAUGAAGGCUUCGCCAAGGAGGAGGAGAGGCCUUUACCCAGCAACGAUUUACAGCGUCGCCUCUGGAUGCUGUUUGAGUAUCCAGAGUCCUCAAGCGGAGCCCGGAUCAUCGCCAUCAUUAGCGUUGCGGUCAUCGUGAUUUCCAUUCUCAUCUUCUGCCUGGAGACUCUGCCUGAGUUCAGGAAUGAGAAGGAACGGAGGGAGAAAUUCACCAUCAUACCUCACCCCACUAUAGCGAACGAAACCAUCAUGAUCCCACCUGGCUUUACUCCCUUCCAGGACCCCUUCUUCAUCGUGGAGACGAUCUGCAUCUGCUGGUUCUCCUUUGAACUCAUUGUGCGCCUCAUGUGCGCUCCGAACAAGAUUCACUUCUUCAAAGACAUCAUGAAUACUAUCGAUUUCCUCGCCAUCAUUCCCUAUUUUGUCACGCUGGGCACCGAGCUGGUCAAAGACAAAGGUGCGCAGCCCUCCAUGUCCCUGGCUCUCAUCAGGGUCAUCAGGCUGGUGAGGGUCUUCAGGAUCUUCAAGCUCUCUCGUCACUCCAAGGGCCUCCAGAUCCUGGGCCAGACCCUGAAGGCCAGCCUGCGAGAGCUCGCCCUGCUCAUCUUCUUCCUCUUCAUCGGAGUCAUAAUCUUCUCUAGUGCUGUCUACUUUGCAGAAGUGGACAGUCCUGACACGGCUUUCACAAGCAUCCCGGAGGCUUUCUGGUGGGCCGUGGUGUCCAUGACGACGGUCGGUUACGGGGACAUGUAUCCGGAGACAGUCGGCGGGAAGCUGGUGGGCUCCAUGUGCGCCAUCGCCGGCGUGCUCACCAUCUCUUUGCCGGUGCCCGUCAUUGUGUCCAACUUCAGCUAUUUCUACCACCGUGGAAUGGAGUGUGAGGACACUACGCAGUAUCACCACGUCGCCACGUCACUCUGGGAAAAGGACAAAGAGGACGAUGAAGGGGAGGAAGAUGAGGAUGGGACGGACGAGGGGCCUGAAUACAUGGGAGAUUAUACACCCCUGUACGGGCAGGACAGGGGUAUCUGCCCUCCUCUUAAUGGGACUCUUCUGGCGGGACUUUGUGCAGGACAUGUAGCUGGUGAUCAGAGGGGGAUAAACUUCUACCUCAAAGAACCUUUAGUCACUCAGGUUUGACGGAGAGCAGGAAAGACAGACAAGAGUUUUCAUGUUAACACUCAAACACUGAGAGUCAAGAUGGAAAGAUGCUGUUGAAAUGGGAGAGGGAGGAGACGCAUACAGUAUGAAACACAAAGACUUGCAAGGCCCAGUUUAUACCGCUCAUGUGAUUAUCGCUCAAAGAUUUGAGACUUUUGCAUGUUCGACUCACCGAUAUAAGCAUAAAUAAGUAAAAGAUAAUCUCUAAAAAAUCCCUGCAUGUCGUCACACAAAACAUACUCCUGUUUAUCCGGAUUCCUUACAGAAUCUUCCAUCCAGCUGAUGAAUGAAAAAUAUUCUAUUUGCUGCACAAUAAAGUAGAUUUUAACCAC